AGUAUUUAAAAAUCUAAUUAAAGCUGCAAGAGUGGUCCUUACAGUUCAGGUGUGUACAGGUAUGUAUAUUCACUUUACCAUGUUAAAAAGAUGUACUCUUGAGGUUACCACUUCAGUGACAAUGAAAGGUAGUCUACAGUUUAGUAACCUACAUUUUGCACACGUGUUGCCCUUGGCACAGCACUGAAACUUGUUUCCAUUAGAGCUACCAUUACUAUUUACAAAUUCAAUAUGGCGGCAGUAAAUAUAUAUUUAUUCCCACAGAAGCGAGCGCAGUUUGAAGCAGGUGCGUGUCUCAGGUGAUUGACGUCGCGUCGCUGACGUCAGCAGGCACGGACACGCUGAGGAUGUUAAUUGAGAGGCUGCAGAAAGGUUUGUCAAACGGCAGUCAGGUGACUUUGUUUGACGAUGGUAGCCUCGCCGGUUGUACUCCCCCGUGCCAGAAGUUAAAGAUGAAGGCCGCCGGCAGUCAUGGCUUCCUCAGACUUUGUGUACUGUCGUGUUUCUUUUUGUUGUUGCCCGCGUUCACGUGCGCGGCCGAUAAAAUGGCCUUUUCCCCGUCACACCUCGGGGUGCUGGCGACAGAACAGAGUCGCCGAAAAAGCCACCCCAAACAGAGAAACCCCAACAGUAACGCGCUUUCGAAAAAACAAACGGAGGACCAAAGUCUGCAGUUCAUGUGGAGUCUGUAUAGGAAAGCGGCUAAUGUAGACGGCAGGCCGAAACAGCGCAGAUUGUUUGGGUCCAACACCGUCAGGUUGAUUCGUGCUUCCGUCACCGGCAAGCGCUUCCAUUCCUCAUCAAAUGACCUGCUGUAUACUUACACUGUGCAAUAUGAACUGGAAAACCUCCCACUGAGCAAACUAAACAGGGCAUCUUUCAUUCACCUGAGGUCACCUGUGGCAUCAUACCCUCCGUUUAUGUGUGAAGCCAGAGUCGCUUCCUCACAGCAUGCUAACGACGCCGAUGUUGUCAUUCUGGGCCCUCAGAGCAUGUGGACUGAAUCGGAUGUCACAGCCCGUGUGUCUCUGUUUAAAGGCAGCCUGUUUGUCCUCUAUGUUCAGUACAAGUGCUGGGAAUCUGGCCCGGUUCAUUCUGUUGCAAGACACAGGACACGCAAGAGACAUUUCCCACCGCAAAACCACUUGAGAGCCCCUGCCUUGCUUCUCUUCUUGGAAGAAGAGGGACAUCCUAUGGAAUGGGCAAAGUAUGUCAAAGCCACUUCUCACACUGGCUCAAGGUUGCGCCGGUCCAAAGAACCCGGCAGCAUCGGUUCUGACAUUCCCAACUACAAGCGGUCCAAAAACAGUGUGGGCAAGAACCAGUGCAAGCUCCACUCAUACCGUGUGACCUUCCGUGACCUCGGGUGGGAUCACUGGAUCAUUGCGCCCCCUAUGUACAACCCUCGCUACUGCAUGGGCGACUGCCCACGCAUCCUACACUAUGGCUACAACUCACCCAACCAUGCCAUCGUCCAGACUGUCAUCAGUGAGCUCGGUGUUGCCGACAUCCCUCUACCAUCCUGUGUGCCUUACAAAUACAAACCUAUCAGCGUGCUGAUGAUGGAAAAGAAUGGCAGCAUUGUCUAUAAAGAAUAUGAAGACAUGAUUGCAGAAUCCUGCACCUGUAGAUGACUGUGGGUUUGAAAUACAACCGGAUGUUGAAGAACUGAAUAAAAUGGACUUCUAUGCAGUUCUUCCACCACUUUUGACCUGCUGCUGCCAUCUGCUGCCCAGAGCUAAUCGAUUUUUUUUUGAAGGUAUGCUGUUGGAGUGUGAAGCAAUUAUUGCCUGAUGCCUGAUGGGUUAAAAGCCACCAACUGUGACAAACAUUCUUUCUUUCUUUCAUUAUUCUUUUUUUUUUUUUUUUUUUUUCUGUUUUUUCUGUUUUUUCUGUUUUUGUGUUUGUCUGUGUGCCUUAUUCAUGUGUUUGUGAUGAUGGAGGGGAAAGAAAAAACUAUAGUUUUUUCUAUUUGGACUAUUGAACUAUUUGAUAUGUUUGCACCUGACAUAACUUAAAAAGUUCAUUCAAAAAAAGAAGAAGAAGAAAAAAAAAAAAGAUUUUUUGGAAUAGAAGAAAAAAAGAUCCAUGAUGAGAGAACUUUUGUAGUGUCUUCGUAGAUCAACCUGUAUGUGUGUUUGUGUGUGUGUUUGUGUGUGGCUGGUUGGACAUAAUAGAAAGAUGCUGCUGCUGUUGUGACCUCUUUUGGAAAUGAUGCAUUCUGCACACUUUUUUCUAGUCAAAGGAAGAGGGACAUUUUCUUGAAUGUUCUUUAUCUCUAUGAAAGAUGUGCAUAUGGUUUAUGGAGAAGAAAAUUUCAUAGACAUGUUUCUUAAAGAGAGAUUGAAGAGGUUAAUCAUGAAAUGAAAUGAUUGUUUUAGAGAUGUUGAGAGAUUAAAU
Pangasianodon hypophthalmus (striped catfish) is the source of this 2400-nucleotide messenger RNA. It is a transcript of the gene bmp15, whose product is annotated as bone morphogenetic protein 15. Gene Ontology annotation, molecular function: growth factor activity; cytokine activity. Gene Ontology annotation, cellular component: extracellular region. The transcript is spliced from 2 exons. The record is from RefSeq and is a predicted model, not a curated record. Gene Ontology annotation, biological process: BMP signaling pathway; SMAD protein signal transduction. The coding region runs from base 348 to 1634 and encodes 428 amino acids. NCBI's taxonomy places the organism in Eukaryota, Metazoa, Chordata, Actinopteri, Siluriformes, Pangasiidae.